Bombus impatiens (common eastern bumble bee) is the source of this 1392-nucleotide messenger RNA. It is a transcript of the gene sage, whose product is annotated as achaete-scute complex protein T8. The transcript is spliced from 4 exons. Gene Ontology annotation, biological process: regulation of transcription by RNA polymerase II; mesoderm formation. Gene Ontology annotation, cellular component: nucleus. Lineage: Eukaryota; Metazoa; Arthropoda; Insecta; Hymenoptera; Apidae. The record is from RefSeq and is a predicted model, not a curated record. Gene Ontology annotation, molecular function: DNA-binding transcription factor activity, RNA polymerase II-specific; protein dimerization activity; RNA polymerase II cis-regulatory region sequence-specific DNA binding. Bases 191 to 1033 code for a protein of 280 amino acids.
UAAUAACGACUGUCUGUGACCGAUCCACAUCUUAUCCAACGACAAACGAGUUCGACAGUCGCGUGUGAUAUAUGCCUUAGGAAAGUUUCUCGAAGAAGGUAGAUCGACAGUACCUUUGGAACUUUCUUGUCCAAAUUGUCCCAGGAGCGAUCAGCCGGUAUCUCUAUUGAUAACAGUUUGAUUUUUCGGCAUGGACUCGGAGGAAUACGGCAACGAAUUGUCGAGAAACGAGUCAGAAAAUGAUAGCACUAAUGAAGAAUGCGCUCAUUCGCCUAUAUUGUUGGAUCUAGAUAAAAAUUCUAAGCAACAGCAAGAAAUUUUAAGUCAAGAAGAAAGCUCACCGUCUAAGAUUCCCAAUGUCGACCAAUAUUUGCAGAAUCAAUUAAUAAGACAUGGGUCAGAAAAUACAAAUAUAUCUCGACGACACUUUGUGAGAAGAUCAUGGCAGGAUGAAAACUUCGAAGAUCGUCAACAAAAUAACGAUCGAGUAUUUGUGAUAAGAGUUCCCGAACCGGAAGUGAUAAACACUCAUCCUCAUCUAGAAAUUCUUCAUGAAACCAACAUAAAAUCGAUCCAAAGAGAACCAUCGCAAACUGAGAAAGUUUUAUUCUCAGAUUACAAAAAAUCAGCUUGCGACCGUGAACGGACAAGAAUGCGUGACAUGAAUCGUGCUUUCGAACUUCUACGAUCGAAGCUUCCGAUUUGUAAACCACCCGGCAAAAAGCUUUCAAAGAUCGAAUCACUUAGGCAUGCGAUUACGUACAUACGACAUCUCCAAAGUCUUUUAGAACCACAAUACAGUUACCCUCCGAGCGUAUCUGAGAGGAGCUACUAUGCUAAUAGUACACCAAUUACUACAAAUACUUCUUUGGAUAUGCAACAUACACCUCGAUGGGAAUCGUUAGCUUAUUGUCGUUACGAUUAUCACGCACCGUUCGUUAAUCCCUCGUUGUCAACGUUAUCUUCAUCUAUUCACUCUCGAGUACAACCGGAACAAAAUGAUCGACAAUUUUUUUACGAAGCGCGACAUUAAUACACUCGCAAUGAAAUUGCCAUAAAUCUUCUUAGGAUCUUUCAAGCAGAAAUGACGUACGAUUUCAAUCUCUACAACAAGAAAUGGAUAUUUAAUUAAAAGUAAUUAGUAAACCAUAAUUACCGUAUUGAAUACUUUAUGUGCCCGGUAUGAAGUUUCUAGUACGGUCUUUAUAGGAGAGGGAAUGAAAUACGCUUAUUUAAUGCAUCUCUACAAAAGACCUUUGCAUAAAUUAUUGUAUUAGUCCUAGAGUGCAAGCUCUCAGGACCAUCUGGUUAGUGAGGACGCGGCACCUCGGCUCUAGUUUGCAACAUGAGCCAUAUGCUAUACUCUGCUGCUUCUGUGAGUUCAAGAAAGUC